Molecule: messenger RNA, 613 nt
Organism: Serpula lacrymans var. lacrymans S7.9
Lineage: Eukaryota; Fungi; Basidiomycota; Agaricomycetes; Boletales; Serpulaceae
Exons: 5
Coding region: 59-502 (147 amino acids)
Biological process (GO): translation
Cellular component (GO): cytosolic large ribosomal subunit
Molecular function (GO): structural constituent of ribosome
Source: RefSeq, a predicted model, not a curated record
AUCUGAAUUCAGCUGUAGUGGCAAACGUCCCCGACAUCGACACCUCCGCCUCAAGAAAAUGCCGACUCAUCUAUCCAAGACUCGCAAGCACCGUGGCCAUGUCUCGGCCGGUCACGGACGUGUAGGGAAGCACCGCAAGCAUCCUGGAGGUCGUGGUCUUGCUGGUGGCCAGCACCACCACCGAACGAACUUCGAUAAGUACCAUCCCGGUUACUUUGGUAAAGUCGGUAUGCGUCAUUUCCAUUUGACACGCAACGCACACUGGCGGCCGAUCAUCAACGUGGACAAGCUCUGGACGCUUGUACCCGAGGAAGAGAAGAAGGGCCUGACAGAGAACUCUGAAAUUGUUCCAGUUAUUGACACCCUGCACCACGGUUACGGUAAAGUGUUGGGCAAUGGAAUACUCCCAAAAUUGCCUUGCAUCGUGAAGGCACGGUUUGUCUCCGCCCGGGCAGAGGCCAAAAUCAAUGCAGCUGGUGGUGUUGUGUCGUUAAUUGCAUAGGAACAUUUUGUUCUCCCACUGUUAUUUUACUUUUAUCCCUUGACCUGUGCACACGACGUUCUAUGACACAAUAUGCAUGCAAUAUAGCACUCAUGCCUCAUGCACCCCGAA